Linum tenue is the source of this 1599-nucleotide messenger RNA. NCBI's taxonomy places the organism in Eukaryota, Viridiplantae, Streptophyta, Magnoliopsida, Malpighiales, Linaceae. The record is from the annotation of a GenBank genome assembly.
AAAAAAAAAACGUGACCUUUUUGCAACCUAUUCCCCCACCUAACAAAGCCAGCAACAAAAGAGUCCAAACGACGAAAUUUCCAUCACACUCUGCUCUCCCACUACCACCACCAAUCCCGCCAUGUCCCUCGUAGCGACAGCUCCCUCCUCCGACGGCCCUAUCAUUGCUGAAGUCGACAUGGGUGCCGAUUCCUCUGCUCCCGUCGUCAGAGCCACCGUUGUACAGGCUUCCACCGUCUUCUACGACACUCCCGCCACUCUUGAUAAGGCUGAAAGACUGCUAGCUGAAGCAGCUGGGUAUGGUGCUCAGCUAGUUGUGUUUCCUGAAGCUUUCAUCGGAGGCUACCCUAGGGGUUCGAAUUUCGGAGCUGCCAUCGGGAACCGAACCCCAAAGGGAAGGGAAGAGUUCCGCAAGUAUCAUGCUGCAGCCAUUGAUGUACCUGGUGUUGAUUCAGGUCCGGAAGUGGAUCGUUUGGCUGCCAUGGCUGGGAAGUACAAGGUGUUAUUGGUGAUGGGAGUGAUAGAGAGGGAUGGAUACACACUCUACUGCUCGGUUCUGUUCUUCGAUGCUCAAGGUCAUUACUUAGGGAAGCACAGGAAGAUGAUGCCUACGUCAGUUGAAAGAAUCGUCUGGGGGUUUGGAGAUGGAUCGACCAUUCCUGUUUUCGACACUCCUGUGGGGAAAAUAGGUGCUGCCAUCUGCUGGGAGAACCGAAUGCCCCUCCUAAGGACUGCCAUGUAUGGGAAAGGUAUUGAAAUCUACUGUGCACCUACAGCUGAUUCGAGGCCAACUUGGCCAGCAUCAAUGACUCACAUUGCUCUCGAGGGUGGAUGUUUUGUGCUGUCCGCAGACCAAUUCUGUCGUCGCAAAGAUUACCCUCCCGCCCCUGAGUAUGUGUUUGCAGGGACAGAGGAAGAGCUCGACCCAGAUUCUGUUGUGUGUGCUGGAGGCAGUCUCAUUAUAUCUCCAAUGGGGACGGUUUUAGCUGGACCUAAUUACGAAGGAGAGGCACUGAUAUCUGCUGAUUUAGACCUUGGAGAAAUUGCAAGAGCAAAGUUUGACUUCGACGUGGUGGGGCAUUACGCUAGGCCUGAAGUUUUGAGCUUGACUGUUAGAGACCAUCCAACGACUGCAGUUACAUACACUGCAUCAUCAGCUGCUGCAAAAACCGAAAGCUCUCAGAAGAAGUAAAAGUCUGUUUUCAGAAUCCAACAUGCCAAUAGCAGAAGGUUCUGAAAGACAAGAGCUGCAGAGUUUCCUGGAGGACUCUUUCCUGAGGUAGACCAUUUAUAACUCUGUACAAUGUUACUAAGGACCGAGUGUUGUGUGCCUUCCAGGGUUAGGCACAUUGAACUUGAACCAGAAAAAAAGCACUUGAGAAUUCCUGCCAUAGCCAUUGUCUUUUUGUAUCAGAUCAAUUCUUGUGACAAACCAGAUAAAGAACGAUUAUCUCAAUUCGGUAACCAUCAUGGGCUGAUACCCUUCUAAUCCGACGUUUACCGCUGUAGAAUCGACACAUGUGGGGUGAUUUACAAAAUUACCAUUGAAGUGAUCAAACGGAUAUAAACGUGCGGAAGGGGAACAAAACGUUAUCUGUU